AUGAUCACCUCGGCAGAUAUCAAGCAUGCUGCCAUCCGGUUCUUCUCAGAAAACCUAGAUUGUUCGGCUCUCGAUCCAGCUGAAGUAUGGGAGUUUCUGGACAAUGAAAAACGCAGAGAUCCCAAGAUGCUCGACAAUCGGGCUCUUGGUUUGAAGACGGCUCUGGAAACAAUCAAGAAACAACUGGGCCCCAGCAACAUCGAGACCGUGGGAGCGGACGAGUUCCGGUAUCAUGUUGUCCAGGUUUGGCUCGCUAGAGCUUUCUGCUACUUCGCGAGCCAAGUGGCUACAAAACUGGAGAACAGUCAGACUCUGACGCAACCCUACUGUGAGAUAUUCGAUUCUGCCAAAGAUUUGGUUUGGGGUCGCAACUCGGCACUCCUCGACUUCUGUUUGGAUGUGCAUUAUAUCGCCAAACAACCACUUUUCCAAGAGCAGGGCUGGGUAUGUCCAGAAGAGGACCUUGAAGAUCUUGCAAAGGCCCUGAAGACGCUCAGAUCGUAUACUUGGGAGAAGUUUGAAAAGACGUUUGAAAUCCCACAUGAUUCUGGUUCGACGUACUCUUUCGAUGUGGAUGGUGUUUCCGGAAUGUCCAACUGGGACAUCGAGACGGCGAUUGGACUUCUCUCAGCGGAGUGGUCAAAAAGACAAUCCACGUCCGAAAGAGGCAACCCAUCGGAGACCUCCAUGAGUAUGCAGGGGACCGAAGCUGAUGGUACGAAGUUUUACGAUGACACAACCACCGAAUUAAACACGUCAUCAGAAUCUGGCAAGAAGUAG
This is a messenger RNA of Filobasidium floriforme, 780 nucleotides long. RefSeq lists its product as uncharacterized. The transcript has a single exon. Bases 1 to 780 code for a protein of 259 amino acids. NCBI's taxonomy places the organism in Eukaryota, Fungi, Basidiomycota, Tremellomycetes, Filobasidiales, Filobasidiaceae. The record is from RefSeq and is a predicted model, not a curated record.